Molecule: messenger RNA, 444 nt
Organism: Ambispora leptoticha
Lineage: Eukaryota; Fungi; Glomeromycota; Glomeromycetes; Archaeosporales; Ambisporaceae
Source: the annotation of a GenBank genome assembly
AUGAUUUUAUCUAAAGAAGAAAAGCAUGUGACUGAAAUUUCAGCGAACUAUUUUGAUGAAAAGUUCACUAAAAAUCAUGUGACCAAUAAUUUAUUUCAGACAAAAUUACUAGAAGUUGGGGUAAGUGCGUCAUCUUCAGAUAUCAAGAAAACUUUACCGGAAUUUGAGAUAAGUAAUACAUCUACUCUUUCUAAUUUAGAUACAGUUCCAGAGGAAUCAACCGAGAUACAGGCAAGUGUGUUUUAUGAGGACGUUAAUGAUAAUGAGGAUAAUUAUAGGAAUUUCUCUGAUGAUGGGAGCUUCUGUGUGAUAGGAAUGUACGACACUCACCAUUUAAGAUCGCCCGGUCCGAGAUAUGCAAAUCCAAGGCAUACGUAUUCAGUCUCACAGAGUGAGGAUGCUAUCGCAUCUAAUUAUACUACUUUUAUGUGGAAAAGUAAAUGA